Trichoplusia ni (cabbage looper) is the source of this 3191-nucleotide messenger RNA. Its product is annotated as zinc finger BED domain-containing protein 6-like. The transcript has a single exon. Lineage: Eukaryota; Metazoa; Arthropoda; Insecta; Lepidoptera; Noctuidae. The record is from RefSeq and is a predicted model, not a curated record. Gene Ontology annotation, molecular function: DNA binding. The coding region runs from base 2307 to 3176 and encodes 289 amino acids.
AAUGACUAAUUCUAAUUUUAUUUAACUGUAAGGCCUUCUUUACUAAAAAUGGAAAAUUAUUAUUUUAGAAAGGUAUGUAAGUCCAUGGGGCGGCGGAAAUAAAGUAGCCUACACUCAUCAAAAACAUAAAUCCGGCACUGGCAUGAAGCCAGAUGGCCAAAAGCCUAAAAGAUAACUUAACUGAAAAAUAUGCUGUGAUUCAUGUAAAGAAAUUAGAUUUCUUUAAUAUUUUGUCUGUGGAUAAAACAGUUCCAUGCGCUGCAUCUUGUCCCGGCAUUAAAAUUUUUGUGCUACCCGAAGAUGAAAUUGAUUUUCAAAAGAAGAUAAUGGAAGAUAAUCGAUGGAACUUCAAACCUUUUACUGGUACACUUAAAGUACAUCAAGUACGAGGGAACUAUCUCAGCAAUACGUUAUACAUGAAGAGCCUCAGCUGCUUUUGUAGCAAUUUUUGUCCUCACUUUCACUUAGGCGAUAUUAAAUACCCCAAUAUCCCCAAAAUAAAAAAAAGAAAUUGAAUGUUGAUGCAGUAUACACUGAUUCUGAGGAAGAUGUGCAAAACAAAGUAGUUGCACAAACAUCUACUCAUGUGAUUAAUACUAUAGAUAGACAAUGCAGACACUGCUAUGACUGUCAAGAACGGAGAUUUUGUACUUGUGGAAUAUAAUAUUAAUAAUAAAAAAUAUAGAUAUGCUGGCAUAUGUUCGUCAGAUUUUGAUGAAGGAGGAGAGAUCAGGGUUACUUUUUUAAAGAUCUCAAAAGAACAUCCUACACUUUUUAGAAUAAAUGACAAUGACAUGUCUGAUGUUAAAUGGGAACAAAUCUUGACAAGGGUAUUCUAUAAGUUUCCAAAGCCAGUUGAUGUAUUUGAAAAGUAAAUUGUUCAUUGUUAAUAUUGAAGUAAAAAAUAUUUAGUUCCGUAGAAAUGAUUGGUUCUGUUCUUUGCAGGAAAUAGAUAAUUUUUAAGUUUAUUUGUUUAAAUAUUUUUGAGACUGAUAGAUGUAUCAUUAGAUAGUACUAUUGUUUUGUUUUGUGAACAAAGUUUAUAUUUUUGUUAUAAUUUUAUUCAGAUAAAAACGCCUUAAAUGUGGCUUGUUAAGUUUAUAAACAUUUUAUAAUUAAAAACUUUCAUCUCAGAUGAGACUGAUAAGCAGAAAUGAUUAAUUCUGUUAUUUGAUACAGGUAAUUGAAAUUUAAGCCUUAACAAACCAUUAAUAUUAAAAAUAAGGUUGUGUGUAUCUUGAUGAUGAAUGUAUCUUGUAUAUUAAAAAAUAAUCAAAUAUAUAUUGUUUAAUUUGAUAUUAGUUCGAUUUUUAGCUAAUAAUCAAUGGCCUGUCACUUCCCUGCCUUAAUUUGUCACUACUCUGCCAAUAGUGUCACUCCCCUGGUAACACAUUUUCCUCUGGUGCUUAUAAAAUUAAAAAAAGAGGAAACAUCUUCUGGCCCUCAUCAUUACAAAUUACAAAAUAAUGUCAAAUAGAGAAAUAAUCAAAAUUGAAUGGAACAGAUUACAUUUUCUUCAGGGAAACAAAAAGAAACAAAUAGCAUAUAUUCACCCUUAUGUACUUUUUCAUUUUCUGGGUUUUUUUCUAGUCCGUGUAUAGUUAAUAAAUAUAUUAGUCUUGUGUAGUUCGUGAACGAUGAACGAAUAGGAGCCGUAUCUUCGCACUGUACUAGAAGAAACGUUUCCGAACGCUGGCUUGUAACCGGUCUAAUAGGUCAAAUAGCUCUUUCCGAACUCGUACAUCGCCCGAACGAGAAAUGAAACAGUCGUUCUGAUUGUUUGACAGAAACGAUAUACGUUUUCAUUCGAUGUGUCUGUGAAUGAAUGAGAACAAGAGAGAAUAGCCGACGAAUGACGAUUCUAUCCGAACCCGAUCGACCGAAUUCGCAAGAAUGAGAUGAGAUGCGCGUUAUUUCAAUGCCUUAAUGUCUAUUUUAGCUUAUCGCCCAAACACAGAGCUGUGUUCGCAAAUUGGAAGUUUAUACCUAUAGUAUGUGCGACUGCGGAAUACAAACAAAACAACCGAUCUUUCGGCGCGCAUUUUUGAUCGUGCAAGUUAUAAAUUAUUGUAAAGUGUUUUGUUUGCUGUUUAUAAGUAUUUGCGAUCUUGGACGCUUUUUAUUUUGGAAUGUUACCUAGCCUAACUAACUUUCGUGCCCGUUAAUUGUUUUAAAAUAAACAUUUUAUUAAUUGUUCGCCAUUUGCUUGCUGAUAAAUUAAAAAAAAUAACUAUUAAGUGUGUGUGUGUGUGUGUGUUACAAGUGACUUUUAGCAGAUUAAGUUACAGUAAAAGUACAAUUUAAUUAUGGCUCAAAGACGACCAAAAAGAAGCAACUUAUGGUUCCAUUUUAAGGAAGGGCUAAACGAAGCCAUUUGCAAUUAUUGUUCGACCAAACUAAGCACAAAAAGUGGAUCUCUUGGUAAUUUAAAAAGACAUUUAACCACAAAACACCCGACCGUAUCGUUGAAUAUUGAACGACAAUCUGCACCACCAGUAUCACCACCAACACCACGCGACGGCACUGAAACAUCGCCAAAUCAACAUUUAGACUUGCCAACCACAUUUAGACAACCGCUUAAUGUGCCAUCAAUUACCAACUUUAUUCGACGACCACCAUCGUCGCGAAAGACGGAACAAGUUGAUAAGCAAGUGGUGGCCAUGGUGACCAAGGGUCACCAUUCAUUAAGAAUAGUAGACGAACCAGAGUUUAAAACACUCAUUGAAUUAGUUUCUCAUUGUCCGGGGUACCAACUCCCAACAAGAAAAACCCUUUCAAAGACACUCAUCCCCAAAACGUACACAGAAGUUUUUGAAUCUUGUUUUCGUAAUUUAAAAGAAGCAUAUGCGGUGUGCCUUUGUACUGACGGAUGGACAUCAAGUGCUAACCAAAGCUAUAUAGCAGUUACUGCGCACUAUAUUAAUAAAAACACUGAGCUCCAAUCUAUUUUAUUAGGCUGUAUCGACUAUAAUGACAGGCAUACCAGUGUCAAUUUGGUUGCAUUUUUAAGACAAAUUAUCCAAGACUGGCAGAUAACGAACAAAAUUAGUUGCAUAGUGAGUGAUAACGCCCCAAACAUUUUAUCAGCUGUGAGAUUAGGGGAGUGGCGAUCUGUAAGCUGCUUCGCCCAUUUAUUAAAUUUAAUUGAACAGGACGGCAUAAAAACCAUUGCAUAGGUAGUUUCUAAAGUU